This is a messenger RNA of Fulvia fulva, 1905 nucleotides long. RefSeq names its product Mitochondrial Rho GTPase 1. The coding region runs from base 1 to 1905 and encodes 634 amino acids. Gene Ontology annotation, molecular function: GTP binding; calcium ion binding; GTPase activity. Gene Ontology annotation, biological process: mitochondrion organization; small GTPase-mediated signal transduction; regulation of mitochondrion organization. The transcript is spliced from 2 exons. Gene Ontology annotation, cellular component: mitochondrial outer membrane. Lineage: Eukaryota; Fungi; Ascomycota; Dothideomycetes; Mycosphaerellales; Mycosphaerellaceae. The record is from RefSeq and is a predicted model, not a curated record.
AUGGCCACCGUACGCAUCUGCAUCUGCGGUGAUGAAGCGGUCGGAAAGUCGUCGCUGUUGACAUCCCUCGUCAAGGACACAUUCGUCACUGCAAAAAUCCAGGCCGUCCUACCACCCAUCUCCCUGCCUCCCAGCUUGGGGACGCCCGAGAAUGUCACGACAACCAUCGUCGAUACGUCUGCGCUGCCGCAAGAUCGGGAUGCGCUGCGCAAAGAGCUGCGGAAAUGCAACGUCAUACUGCUGGUGUACAGCGACCACUACAGCUACGAGCGCGUCGCGCUAUUCUGGAUGCCAUACUUUCGCUCGCUCGGUGUGAAUGUGCCCGUGGUUCUGUGCGCAAACAAGAGCGACCUGACUGCCACCACGAGCACGAGCGCUGUUGUUGAAGAGGAGAUGCUGCCGGUGAUGGCCGAGUUCAAGGAGAUUGAUUCAUGCAUUAGAACCAGCGCGAGGGAACACCACAAUGUCAAUGAAGUCUUCUUUCUCUGUCAGAAAGCAGUGACACACCCGAUAGCUCCCAUCUACGAUGCCAAGGAAGGAAACUUGAAGCCGGCUGCAGUCGAAGCUCUGAAGCGUGUCUUCUACCUCUGUGACAGAGAUCAAGACGGAGUGCUAAACGACAAAGAGGUCCACGAAUUUCAGCUCAAGUGCUUCGACAAGCCCUUGUCUGAUGGCGAUCUGCUCAACAUCAAGCGAUCCAUAAGAAGGCCCGUGGAUUCGGGAGACGGCAUACUGGAAGUGGACGAUCUACAAUGCGGGAUUGAUAUCGAUGGCUUCAUACAACUCAACAGAAUGUUUGCCGAGAAAGGAAGGCACGAGACGAUCUGGAUCAUUCUGCGCAAGUUUCAUUACUCUGACAGUCUUUCGCUCAAGGAUCACUUCCUGCAUCCGAAAUUUGACGUGCCUGCAUUCGCGUCGGCAGAGCUGUCGCCCGCUGGCUAUAGAUUCUUUGUCGACCUCUUCCUCCUCCACGACAAGGACAACGACGGUGGCUUGAAUGAUAAAGAGCUAGCUGCACUGUUCGCGCCAACCCCUGGUCUCCCGGCCUCGUGGACUCAAAGCUCAUUUCCAAGCUGCACAGUUCGCAAUGAGGCUGGCUAUGUCACGCUGCAAGGGUGGCUUGCACAGUGGAGCAUGACAACUUUUGAGGAGCCAAAGACAACGUUGGAAUAUCUGGCACACCUCGGCUUCGAGGCCGAUGGGAAAGGCACCACGCCUGCAUUGAAGCUGACGAAAGCACGAAAACGCCGCAUCAAACCUGGCCGAGUAGAGCGCAACGUCUUUCUAUGCUAUGUGCUUGGAGCACCUGGUAGUGGCAAGUCUGCGCUUCUCAAUGCAUUCCUGAAUCGUCCUUUCAGCAGCACCUAUCAUCCAACCAUCAAAGCGCAAACCGCUGUCAACAGCGUGGAGUUGCAGGGUGGCAAACAAUGCUAUCUCAUACUCGAAGAGCUGGGCGAGCUCGAGCCAGCGAUCCUGGUGAAUCAAGUGAAACUCGACGCUUGUGACCUCGUCUGCUUCACCUACGACAGCAGUGACCCCGACAGCUUCGCACGCAUCCUGGACCUGCGACAGAAAUAUCCGGCUCUUAAUGCGCUGCCGUCUGUGUACGCUGCGAUGAAAGCAGACCAAGAUCGCGCCGUCCAACGUACAGAGAUACAGCCCGACGUCUACUGCGACCAGCUGAAGAUGGCGAAGCCUUUGCACAUCUCGGCAAAGUGGGCGAGCAUUGCAGAAUUCUUCGUGCAUCUGGCCGAAAGUGCAGAGCAUCCGAGUCAAGCUUUCCCGAAAGGUGAUGAAGAAGCUGUGGACAGAACGGCGUUGUAUAUUGGUAUCACUGCGACUAUUGCUGUGGGCGCAGCUUUUGCGUGGGUCUGGAAGCGGAAUAUGCUUUCGGCCAAUUCGUGA